AUGGAUCCAUUCGUUGAAGUACUUGAAGAUGCUCAACAUCAAAUUACAAAUUUAGAAGAAUUUCUAAAAAAAAUUACAAUAGUGAAUGAAAAUAAUAGAUCAGAUUUCAAUAAUAAUAUAAGUGAACUUGAAGAAACUAUAUCAGAUUUAAAAGAAUCUAUUCAAUCAAGUAAAGAAGAUCCAGAAUUUUUCCAAAUUAGCAAUACAGAAAUAAAUAAAAGAGAAUCAAUUGUUAAAAAAUUAGAAGAUUCAAUACAACAAUUACAAUUACAAUGGUCAAGUAAAAAUGGGAAUAGUAAUAAUCCUUUUAUAAGGUAUGAUGAAACAGAUGAAAACGGGAAAUCAGGUGAAGCAAAUGGUGUUGUUGAUGAAGAUUAUAAUAAAUUUAGUCAAUUACAACAAGAAGAAAUGAUGAGAGAACAAGAUGAUCAAUUAGAUGGUGUAUAUACCACAAUGCAAAACAUUAACUUACAAGCUAGAACCAUGGGUGAAGAAUUAGAAGAUCAGGCAUAUAUUAUUGAUGAAGUUGAUUCUGAAUUGGAUAGAGUUGGAGGUAAAUUAGGACGUGGAAUGAGACAAGUUGAACACGUUAUAAGAAAGAAUCAAGAAAGAGCUGGUGAUUGUUGUAUUGGUGUUCUCAUUGUAGCAUUGAUUGUGCUUCUGGUGCUAGUGAUUGUCGUGUGA
Molecule: messenger RNA, 684 nt
Organism: Hansenula ciferrii
Lineage: Eukaryota; Fungi; Ascomycota; Saccharomycetes; Phaffomycetales; Wickerhamomycetaceae
Gene: TLG1
Product: Tlg1p
Exons: 1
Coding region: 1-684 (227 amino acids)
Biological process (GO): Golgi to vacuole transport; vesicle fusion; intracellular protein transport
Cellular component (GO): endomembrane system; membrane; SNARE complex
Molecular function (GO): SNAP receptor activity; SNARE binding
Source: RefSeq, a predicted model, not a curated record